Brenthis ino (lesser marbled fritillary) is the source of this 246-nucleotide messenger RNA. NCBI's taxonomy places the organism in Eukaryota, Metazoa, Arthropoda, Insecta, Lepidoptera, Nymphalidae. The record is from the annotation of a GenBank genome assembly.
AUGAAGGCUCUGCUGCACGCUGCCGCCGUGAUACUGUUGCUGCUCCUCUUCAGACCAAAGUGCAUGCUGGCUGCAGUGUGCUAUAAAAAAACAAACAUGGAUCAUUUUAAAGAUGGCAACAUUGAGGACGCUCCUCUGCCUUACAUCAACACUUGCAACCAACACCUUUACUAUGUGCCACCAAAAUAUAAAAAAGACCCAGAAAUCGAUGUGGACAACGAGCAAAUAGGAGAACAACCUCUUCUA